GGACACAAAAUGGUUGUCUGGUUACAACUUAGCGUAUUUAGACAAAUGGCGUCGAUCACUAAAAUUCGAUGAUGAGUUUGCAAACAAAUGAACUGUCUUGGAAUUAGAAUCUCUUUUUGAAUAAAUUUUACAAAAGAAGGUUUUUACAUUUUUCUUGAAAUAUGUAUGAUUAACAAAUUACAAUUGAAAAUAAUAACUAUCGACUAUCAUUCAUUGAAAUCAAUCAUUAUAAAACUAUAUUAUAUUAAUAUUAUUAAUUAUAAAUUAUAUUAUUAAUGAAUUUUAAUCGCGGAGUAUAAGAACCGGCAGCCUAAAACUAAUCACGGGUUUACACUAAUUUUAAAUGUGAUUGUUAGUCAAAACUAGAAUAAAAUGAGUGAUGGAAUGAUCAUCAAUGCGGAUGCAGUAGUCUAGAGCGUAGAGACUGACAGUAUUAAUUAAUAAUAAUUAUAAUUAGUGGUCUUUUAUAGCGCAGUCUAGGGCUGGCCUCACCGUGCUGUACAUAAAAAUAUGGUAAAUUUUAAGGACGAAUGCCACAUUUUUAUCAAAUUUCACGAAUGUAUCCCUAAAUCGAUCCCUAUGCCUAACCCUAACCCUAAAUCGAUCCCUAUGCCUAACCUGAACCCUAAAUCGAUCCCUCAACCUAACCUAAACCCUAAUUCACUGCAACUAUAAUAAACACACAAAAGACGCCGUGGCAUCCCUCCUUAAUAUCAGCCAAAAAUAUUAUCAAAGGAGACAUAAUCAGGACAUUAAAAUCAAAUACAAUUGUGAAAUAAAGAACAGCAUGAACCCCAAGACUUUAACAAGGCAAACCAUGGACGGCAGCCAACAAGAUCAUUUAUUGGUCAGAGGAGGGGAAUCAGUCAGGGUAGUAUAGUAUAAAGAGAUGAGUUUUGAGUGCAGUUUUGAAGGUUUGGGUGGUUGGUAUAUUGCGGAUGUGUAGUGGCAAAGAAUUCCAUUGUUUAAGGGCGCAGAAAGAGAAAGAUCGUUCACCAUAUGUUUUAGUGUGUGUCUUGGGAUUGGACAGAAUACGUGUGUCUGCUGAGGAGCGAAGCUGUCGAAGGGGUGAAUAGACAGAAAGAAGUUCCGUUAGAUAGGAAGGGCAGGAAUCUGAUAAAAAGGCCUACUAAUUAUUAAAGUUAAAGCUUCUUGAAUUUUAUGAAUGAAUCUAAAUCUAGGACCUAGCACUUACUGAGUCAUGAUUUCAAAUUUCAGAGCUGUCAGGCAAUGUAAGGGGCAAGUCUUUAGGCCUAGUUUUGUUUUUUGAAUAAGAAAGACUCGCACCAAGCCUAAUGCAACCUAUGCUACUACCUGCCUAUUAUAUUACUAAAUACGUCACAUUGGGACAUGGUGUCGGUGGGCUGUCGAGCUCUUAAUGCCCCCCAGCACACCUCAUGGACCAUUAACCGGGUGUCCCCGUCACCAGACUAUGUGGUGGCACAUCGGGAACCUCCUCCCUGGCCUGGGGGAUGUCCGAUCACCAAAAAUGUGGCGUUUAAAGCAUUCGCAGUCCACUCUCCCUAAGGGUCUUGGAGGGUUUGCUUUGACUCCGGAGGAAAGGGAAGUUUUCUAUGCUGGCACAAAACGGUUGCCUCAGAGCAGCUUCUCAGGGCUGCGUAGCUAAAAUCAUCCGCACCCAAGCCUCAUAUCCUUCAACGGCAACAAGUAAUCAUGUUACGUUUCUACUCACGUUGUGUUAGGAGUCAUGCCAUCGGCCCGACGUUUUUUGCUUCGGGAGAACAGUACCUCCCUACUAGUCUGACACCCAUGAAGAGGCAAAUGCCAUGUGGAUGCCCCCUCCCCCCAAGUUUUCUGGGUAUCGUGUUCCUCUCGGAACCAGACUGUAUUACUACAUUGACUAACUAUACUAUAGACUAUAGUUUAGACUUUAGACUAGUCCACUAGUCCUUCAACUCACUCAUUCAUAAUGAUAAAUCACUAGCUCACUAAACUCAGUUAUUUAAUUCAUAGUUAUGGCAUAAUUUCUCAGGCUCAAGUACAAAAAAAAAUUCAACAUUGUCAGUUGUAGGUGUAGUUAAUUUUUUCAUGUUGCUGGAGAAAGGAACAAAUGUUUUUUUAAUUAACACACAGUAACUGAGUAACCAAGUAAAUUGUUGGCAUGUCGGACUCAGAGGAUGAAGCACCUGAUAAACAAUUAAAGUUGAUUGUAAUGGGAGAUGGAGCUUCAGGAAAGGUGAGUUGUUAAUUAAGUAAUGUAGACUAUAUUUAACACAUUUGUUUUAUAAAUGAUGCCACGAUUAGGUCUUGAUUUAAAUUGAAAAUAUUCCUCAAAUCUCAGUUGAUGUAAAUUAACGGUAGACCUAAUCUUGUAAUCUAGAGUCUUAGUCAUAAAUUUUAUGCAAAUGAAGAAAACCGUAGUGUCAUUGUUAUAUUUUCUUUAUUUAUUAAAAUAUUUAUUUUGUUGCUAAGAUUCCGUCUUGACAUCAGUUUGAGGUAAAAAAACAAUAAUUAUUCUUUACGAACUUUAAUAGAUCAAUAAAUUAAGUUAUAAAGACUUUUUUUUGUCAGUAUAAGUAUAAAGAGACUAAUUAGGUUUACUUAUAGAGCUCUUCUAUCUUUGAAAAUUCCUCUUGAUUAAAGUAUUGACAUUUGCGGUAAAUAUGUACUAUUCAUGCUACUUAUUUCCCCAUGUUUUUGGACUGCUUUUUUUUUUUUUUUUCUUUUUUUUUUUUUUUUUCUUAUAUCCAUGGCCACCAUCUUUGUUGCCAUGAUGUCAUGGCAACAAAGAUUGCAUCUGUGUAAAAAAAAAAAAAGAAAAAGAGUAAAGCAAAAAUUCGUCUGCUAAAAUAGGGAGAGAAAAGGGAGAGAAUGUGUUGUUUUAGAUACUUAGAGAGGCAAAAGAAGAUAGGGCAAAUAAUGAGCAUAGAUAAUUUUUUUUAAUGAAAAAUGAUUUAAAAUAGUUGUAUUUUUAAAAAUUGCAUAAAAAGGAUAAUAUUUGGAAAAAGUGAACAAUUUCAAAGAAAAAAUAUCAUGCAAAUUUAAUGGCAUAUUUUUUUGAGAAAAACCUGCAAACCUAAAAUCGAUAAUUUGACCUAACCUGAAUGCUAAAUGUCCUGAGAAAGAAAAUCAGUAUCCCUAACUCAAGUGUAAUCUUCAAAACUAAACAAAGCCCCCCUUACUAGGGCGUAAAUCUUCAAACCUAAAAUCUAUGACCUUACGUGUACCCUAAAACCACGUGUUCAUGUGCUACAGCUACAGUUACACACUUUACUGAGAAAAUCAUAAAUUUGAGCAUAAAGAUUAAAAUCAUUAAAAAAAUAUUCAUUAUAAUUAUCCCUCGUUUAUCAUGGCUAAUCAGUUUCAGACUCUACUGUGAUACUGAAUUUCUGUGAAGUGUGACUCUUUUUUUUAAUAAAUAAAAUAUUUUUGUAGUUAGAGCAUAGAAAAGCUGUCGCUGUUCACAACCCUCUAAAUACGGUUUUUAACAUUAUUAGAUCCUCUGUGGGGCUUGAAUACAUAGGCCCACAGUUCAUACGUACAGUAAUUUUAAUUGUAAUUCAAGGGUAUAUGAAGUAUAUCAUUUUCACUAUCUCAAUCAACUUUUUAAUGAAUACAUGUUAUGUUUGAAAAAAAACAUGUUAGAGUGAAGUUGCGAAAGUCAAAGAUUGAAAUGGCAAGGGACAACUGUAAUGAAAACACAAUAAAAUGCGUAAAGCAGAGUAGGGUUAAACCUGAAAAAAUAAACGCAACAAAACAGCGAACGUGUCGGCAGAAAGCCUUCGUCAGCGAACAAAACAACAGAAAAAACGGUAUAAAAAUAAAAUUAAAAAUAAGAAAUAGCACUUAGCUGGUAAGUAGAUUCUGAGGGCAGCAUUUCUAUUUCUAUUUUACUCAUCUUAUUUUGUUCUAACCUGAUUGCAGUCUUUCCCCUUAUUACCCCAAACACAACUUACAGUUUCUUUGAAUACACUUUUUCACACUUUAUUACAGGUUCCACUGAAAAUAAAAUCCAAAAGAUGUCGUCAGAAAAUUCAAAAUGCAUUUUUCUUAUUAAUCAGACAAAAUAUCGUCGUUAUGAAUUAUUAAUGUUAAAACAGACAUUGAUCAAAAACUUUCCAUUGGCAUAUUAAUAUGAAGAAAGAGAAUAGUUAACUCUAGUCACAAUGAGCGACUAAACAAAGGGGAGAGAAUACUACAAAGAAACUCAGUGUGGCGCGAAAAGCUUAUAUUGACCACAACUGGCAGAAAAUUAUUUGUAUUAAAAUUCAUUUUUAAGAGUUUUUUGGAAAUAAUAAUAGGAUAACACUGACAUUUUUAGUUUCUACCUGAUGUGUUUUAUAGUCAUUCAAGAAGGAACGAAUUAUUAGUUACAAAUGCAUAAAUAGGACUAAGGGCGAUGGACAUUCAUUUUUAAACUUAAAAUGCAAGAUUACAACAUGUAAAUUCUCAGUAAUACUUUUCAUUCUCAUCAAAGAACACCCACAGUCAGAAUCAGCACCAAAAUAAUAAUUGAAAUGGUCUCGAUUGAUUUUGAGGGAUGAACUAAUCACCCAAUCUGGUUGUGGUAUAUUUUAAAAUAAAAUUGAUGCUUAGUAACAUGUUACUAAUGAAAUAAAAUAAUUUCAUGGGAAAAAAAUACUAAAAUAUAUUCGCAACUAUUUCAGUAUUAAUUUGAACCAUAUGCUGGGAUAAAUUCCUUCAGAACACAGAAUUUGUUGUCCAAGGCAAUGCCCAAGAGGGUCCAAAUUGAAGAUUUUAUUAUAAUGUAAUGUGUUAAGCUAAUGUAAAUUUAAAGGUAUUUCUUCUAAACAUCAUUAAUUUGUUGUUUUUUUUUUUCAAAUAUCCUAAUGACUUUAUGAUUAUUUAUAUGUGCUUUACUUCCCAGACGUCAUUGUGCAUGAGAUAUUCUCAAGAACAAUUUUCCAAAGAUUAUGGCCAGACUGUGGGAUUAGAUUUUUAUCUGAAAAGAAUCAAUCUGCAAGGUAUAAAUUUAGUUGAUUUUGUUUGGAAAAUAUUGAUCUUGAAUGUCUUUUUCCUAAUCUUCCUAAACUAUUUGUGGCGGCAACUUAGAUGGUAUAUGAUGUUUGACACAGAAUAACUAACUUAACUUGCAAAAUAAUUUUCUCAUACACAGGAAACACAAAUGUAGCUUUGCAAGUCUGGGAUAUUGGUGGACAAACUCUAGGAGGAACCAUGUUGGAUAAUUACAUAUUUGGAGCUCAUGUAAGUCUAUUAUCCCACAUGUAUAUUAACUAAUUCUUGGAAAAUAUAUUAUUGAAAAGAUUUUUUUUGUAAAAUUAAAGAUUUCCUUUGUAAAGUAAACACAAAUAUGUAACGCUAUUAUUAACAUGCUUACAUGUAAGAAUUGGGAAUGGGCCGAUUCACCUCCGCCAUUUUGCUGCGUGUCAUUUCCCCACCAGGCUAUUUUACCUACAGCCCUUUUUCCAAAGGCCCUUUUGCAGACAAGCUAUAGACAUUAUUUAAAUUUGUAAGUGACAACAUAAAUUAAGAGUGGUUAAAACCAUGGGCGUCCGCAGGUAGGGGCAAGGGGGGCACUUGCCCCCCCCCCGGAUUGAUUGGAUAAAAAAAUUUUGAGACAAAAAUAGACCAAAAAUGUAUUAAAGUAAAGAGAAAAUAAAGAAAAAGUACUAAGCUGAUGUCCUGUCCGUUCGUUCACCAUACAAAUGCGCUACAGUAAAUUAAAACUAUAUUAAAACAUUACUAAAAAAUUUUUGACCCCCCUGGAAAGUUAAUCGAUUUUUUUGCCCCCCCUAGAAAGUUUUCUGCGGGCGCCCAUGGUUAAAACCAUGUUGAAUAUUCAAGAAUGCAAAACUGCCCAUCUGCACAAGGGUCCUUAGGCCUUACAGCGGUGGGGAACUGCCAUAGAUUCUUAGAAUUAAUAUCUUUCCUUUUCAUCAACAGGGAGUAUUGCUUGUUUACGACGUGACUAGUUUUUCAAGCUUUGAGAACUUAGAAGAUUGGUUUAAUGCUGUCAAGAAAGUUUGUGGAUCAGGACCCAUGCCACACAUGGCUCUCAUUGGAAAUAAAAGUAAUCUGUUCUUACUCUUCAUUUAUUGAGCUCAGAAUAACCUAUGUUUUUCAUGCCAUUGUGUAUUUAUUCACUUAAAAAAGCCGCCUGAGAGAAAUUUGCACACUCUCUUUUAAAGAUGUUAAUUGAUAAAAUCGUUUAUUAAUAAGAAAUAUAUCCAAAUUUUUAUUUCACCCAAUAGAUUCAGUAGACCUGAAAUAUUGUACUUUUUAGUUUAACACACAGUGGCUUACCUUCAUUUAAUGUCCCCAGGCCAAACUCCAAAAAUUGAAAACUUCCCACACAAAAGAUAAGAUUCUUUUAUUGAUCCAACUAAAUGGCAAUGUACAUGAUAGUCUUUGUCUGAGAUUUUUUUUUUAACUUGGUAUGUAGGUAGGUGUUAUGUGAACCACUGUGUGGUUAGAUUCUAGAUGGGAAAAUAAACUAUGAGAUGUGUUGGCUAUUUUAUCCCCCCCCCCCUCUCUAUAAGCCACUUUUAACACAUAAGUAUAUGCUUUGAAAGCCACAUCAAGGUACAUCCAAUGCUACUGUUUAGCCCUGGUUUGGUUGCCCAUAGUAAAUCACUAUGAUUUAUAACUAUUCAAAUCUCAAGAAGCAUCUCAUUGUUUGAAUUUGAAAAGAUGCAAGAUUGCCAUUGCGCCUUUCAAUCCUUGUGCGCUCUAGCCUUAACCUUUCCUAAUUUUUCUACCACCAUACCAUAUUUUACAAGACUGCCUCCCUCCUUACACAAUUUAUAGAUGUUGCUGAUGUUGUUAAGAUUUUUAACAGAUGAAAAAAAAAUUGUGCACAUUUUGUUGCCUAUAAAAGAAAGCAUUAUUCAAAGAACAUCAAAAAGUUAUUGAUAAAGAAAUUUCUAAUUUUUUAUUUCUUUAUAAAUUGAUUUUUUUAAGGUGACCUUGAGCACUUGCGGACAAUAAAACAAGACAAGCAUCAGAAGUUUGCCCAGGACCACAACAUGAGCAACUAUUAUGUGUCUGCCAAAACAGGAGAAUCAGUGAGUCAAGUUUUAAGUUUACAGGUUUUUAGACUUUGAAUUAUAUUUUUAUUUUAUUUUUUAAAUUAUAUGAGAACAGGUUCCUUGAAAAGUUCCCCAGCCACCUGUAACAUUUUAUUUAUUUAUGAUAUGAUUAGGAUAGGUCUGAUGUGGCGUAGAAUCUGUGGUGAUAUGAUUAGGAUAGUCCAAUCUGGCCUGGAAUCUGUGAUGAUUAAUAUGAUUAGGAUAGUCUGAUCUGGCCUACAAAAAUCUGGUUCAACUUCAACUUAAUGAAUGAGCAAUUCUCAAUUAAUUUAUUCGAAUAAUAUUUUUUGUUAGUGCUUACCACAUGAAACUUCACUUUUUCCAUUCAGGUAGCCUUGUGUUUCCAGAAAAUAGCGGCUGAUAUCUUGCAGGUAAAAUUGAGUAAACCAGAGGUUGACCAGCACCAAAGAGUGGUCAAGGCAGAGAUUAUUGAUUACAACAACUCGUAUGGAUCAACAACAAGGAAAUCACCAGCCAGACAGCAGGCCAAGAGUUCCCUGUGUAACAUCACAUGACUUGCAUCUGUACAUAGCCAGCAUUGUUGUAACCAGUAUGUUUUGUUUUGUUUAAUCUGAUGGUGUAAUUACAAGCUUGUGAACAGACUUACAGAAGCCUUUGGCUUAAGCCCAAAAUAAUAGCAUUGCAGUAUUCCAGAUGUAACUUUAAAAACAUAAUGAUUUUUAAACAAACAUUAAAGAUAACUUCUAAAGAUCUUCAGUGGUUAAAAGAAAAUACUGUUUGGCAACACUUCUUGUCUAAUCUUUAAGUGAACAGCAUAUGUUUUUGAUUUCUUUUCAAUUUCUUUGAAAAUGUUAUCUUUAUUUUAUUUAUUGAAAUGAUAUUAUUAAGAAGGAUUGGUUUACAUUGAAUGUCUCUUUAUUGGUGUGCAUCCAAGUGAACAAUCUAUCUUGCCCCAAUUUUAAUGUCUCUUUAUUGGUGUGCAUCCAAAUGAACAAUCUAUCUUGCCCCAAUUUUAAUGUCUCUUUAUUGGUGUGCAUCCAAGUGAACAAUCUAUCUUGCCCCAAUUUUAAUGUCUCUUUAUUGGUGUGCAUCCAAAUGAACAAUCUAUCUUGCCCCAAUUUUAAUGUCUCUUUAUUGGUGUGCAUCCAAAUGAACAAUCUAUCUUGCCCCAAUUUUAAUGUCUCUUUAUUGGUGUGCAUCCAAGUAAACACUAUCUUGUCACAAUGUUUUAUAUAAACAGCAGAUAAAGAGAAAGAAGAUUUAAUUUUUGUUAAAGAAGCUCUGAUAAUGAUAAUGUAAUGUAAAUAAAAGCUGCCCCUUUGUCAAAUCUGUCUGGAUUCCCUAAGACAGUGACCGGCAAUAGAUGGUAGGACAUGUGCUGCAAUUGUUAGUUACACAGGAAACAUUGUCUUUCUCUAUAGUACACCGGGCAAACUUGACUUAACAUUACAUUGUAGCUAGCACGUGCUAGAAAUUAGGAAUAUAUAAAGCUAACAAGGGGAGACAAGCUACUGCAUAAUUCAGCACUGCCGAAAGUCAACAGAUAAUAUAAGGCAUUUGGUUUUGGGGGCAUGGGGGUCUAGCGGCAGUUAUCCUUGGAUGAAAUUGAUCCUGUCAGAGACCAGCUGGAGAGUACUUCCCCCUUGGAGAGCACUUGACCUUUGGAGAGCAAGUUUUUGCGGCCUGAUGUUCAUAAAUAAUUCUAAUGACUUAUCUUCUUGCUAUUGAUUUCGAUCAAACAUGGCUGUUUUCAUAUGUGUUCAUAUUUUGGUUAUGAGCUUUUGGAAACAUGCAUUGUAGAGAAGUGGUUUUGUAAAAGGCACCAGAUGAUUUAUAAAGAGAGUUAGCCGCAGUAAAGGAGUUGAUGGUUAGGAUAUGAGGAGAGUUACAACAUACACAUAUUAGCUGCAAUGAAGGAGUUGAUGGUUAGGAUAUGAGGAGAGUUACAAUAUACACAUAUUAGCCGCAAUGAAGGAGUUGAUAGUUCGGAUGACCUGAAUGGUGCCAAAUGAUUUAUCUUUAGAAAAAAAUAAUGACAUUAUUACAACACUUGCACUCGGGGAAAAAUGGAAAUAAAUGGAAGACUAGGGAUGAUGUUGUUCCUAGAUGAUGAAAACGUCAAUCACCAGAGGUGCUGAGUGACAGUAACUAGAGCUGUUGGGUUUUAUCAUAUAAUCCAGAGCAGAUAAAGUUUGUUUUUAUUACAGGAAGUUUAAAUAUGUAUAUUUCCCUGAUAGUUUUAGUUAUUUUUUACUAUAACUGUUUAUUUUAGGGCACACACCUGGAUGAGACACUAUAACAUGGAAUUAGGGAAAUUCUUCUUGAUAUUUACAAACAAAAUUGUUUAACUCUGUUAAAAAAAAAAGAAAUAUUUGCAUCAAACUCAAACUGUUAUUUCUUAAAGAUUUUUAUCCCCAUUAAUUUACAAACAAAGGGUUAUCUUUCAGACCUUGUGUUGUCACCUUUUCUACAAAGUGGCUUUUAUAAAAAGAGAAUUAGAUUAAUAGUCAUACAAUAGAAAAAAAAAACCAAGAUAUGGUACAAUUAAAGCUCUAUGCGGGAUGGAAGAAAAAAAGAAAUUGUGUCUGCGUAAUGUCACCAUCAGUUGAGGUGGGAAAAGGCAAUAAUAAAAAGCCACUUUGUUUAGCAAAUGUGCACUCUGUGGUUUCCCAGUCAAUAAAGGACAUCAUGAAUUCAUCCGCAAGCCGUGUGGUUAGGAGCUCUCCACAUUUUUGUUAUUAUAACCAGUCAGACAUCCCUAAUGCAGUGUUAUACAAUAUGACAAUAUUGAUUGAUCUGCAGCAGUGCGAGAUUCAAAACGAAUGGUUUAUUUAAGAAGAAACGCUUUUCUCCAAAAAAAAAUUAUGGCAAUUAUUGUUUGAAAAAAAAAAAAAAGUUUUAUCCUCGGGGCGUGAGACUUUCUAUAACAAUGCUACAUUAAAAAGGAAUUAAAGGGGGAAACUAGUUUGUUAACUCAGCCAAGGGAAUAUUCUGUCAGCAUUAAUAAUGUAUUUCUUUCUGUGUUGUCUUGUAAUUAUACAGCAUUUUAAUGUUUCAUUUUUUACUUUAAUUAUUGUUGCACAUUAUUCAGCCAGAAAGGGUAAAGAAAAGAUUCUGGCUGUUAUUUUUGUUUCUAAAAUGCAAAAUUGUUAUGGAUUGUUAUAGUUUAUUUAUUGAUUUCAUGUGUGAAUAUUUAUAACACAUGUUUUUGAUUUCCUUAUUUAAAUUGUAAUCUUUAUGGUUGCUUGUUAUUACAUAGCUUUUAUUUAAUAGUAGCACUGCCUAACAUCAUGAUGGUACCAUUACCACAGACUAAACUCAAUGAUGGUACUGCUGACUAAAUCAAUGAUGGUACCACUGUCUGAUAUCAAUGAUGGUACCACUGUCUGAUAUCAAUGAUGGUACCACUGACUAAAUCAAUGAUGGUACCGCUGGCUAAAUUCAAUGAUGGAAUCACUGUCUGAUAUCAAUGAUGGUAUCACUGUGUAACUUCAAUGAUGUCACCACUAACAUCAAUGAUGGUACCACUGACCAACAUGCUGAUGGUGCAGCCUAUCAUCUUAAAGUAAAGAGAGGAUUAUUUCAAUAGUGGUAUUUUUGACAUCUGCUUCCUACUGUUGCAUCACUGACAAAUUUCUACUGACAUGUUAUCUCUCAGAAGCUGUCAUUAAAUAUCAUGUCUGUGAUGGUUUUAAUCCUCCCCUUUGAUGAGAUUAUUAGCAAAUCUCAUCUUGUCAUCAUGAUAUUGAAAUGACAUCUCUUUCAUUUAAUUCUUCUAAACAUUUAAUUGAUGGAAAUUUUGGUCAGCAGCUGACCCUGUCCAACACAUUGGUCAGCAACUGACCCUGUCCAACACAAUGGUCACCAACUGACCCUGUCCAACACAUUGGUCAGCACCUGGCACUGUCCAACACAUUGGUCACCAACUUACCCUGUCCUGAAAUGAUCACAUGCAUCAAAUCGUGACAUCACUAAUUCAAUUUCAGUUCUUUGACAUGUACAACUUACAAACAUGGCAUGGGAAUGUCAUCUAGUGUAUGACGUCACUGACUCAUGUUGCAACAUUUAAUGUUUACCUUGGCAUACACUAUACUCACUCUAAAUAUAUGACAAAGGUCAGAAUCGUCCUUGCUGUAAUUCUUAGCUCCACUUGUGUGUUGAAUUGUGAUGUAAAUACAUUUAAUACAUUCUAUACUCCAC
This is a messenger RNA of Lymnaea stagnalis (great pond snail), 11192 nucleotides long. The record is from the annotation of a GenBank genome assembly. NCBI's taxonomy places the organism in Eukaryota, Metazoa, Mollusca, Gastropoda, Lymnaeidae.